AUGCCUGCUGCUCACAUGGCUGCCACGAGGGCACCCCACCUUCCCCGCUUGUAUAACGAUCUCUCCGAACUUUCCCCAAAGCCUCCCUUGGUCCUGAAGGCCAUUACGUCCUAUCCACCGAUUCAAACUUUCAAUUGCUGCUCUGCUCGGCACUCGCACCCUGGCGGAGGGAUGACGAUCACUAUCUUGGAUCUGCCCACCGAGCUACUCGAGCUCAUUCUUGGCCCCACAAUCGCUUCUGCGCACAAUGCACCCGCAAACAUUCUCUGUGUGUGCCGUCGAUUCGCGAGCGUUGGUCAUGCGCUGCUCUACGCGAACCAUUCCGACAUAGGGGCUUUCUUAGGCAGCAAGAAGACUCCACGAACGCUCGAGGUCGACUUUACGGGAAAAGGCGCCGACUUGCUAGUGUGGAAGGGCUUGCGAGACGUGCUGAAGGCGAUUUGGGAAUCCGCAAGCAAGUCGUCAAAUGAAGAGGGCGAGGACAGUCGGUAUGAUAAGCAAACAGGUCGAUUGCACCUCGAGGAAGUGAAGCUUAAGCUGCAUUCAUAUGCUCGCGACACGAGCCUGCACUGUCUUGAGGGUGCUCUUUCGCUCAUUAAUCCCGAGAGAUUCUCCUGGACAGGGCCCGACCCCGAACAUCAUUUCUCCAUCGCAAUCGUCGCGCCCGUCGCCCAGAGCCUCUUCUCCGCCUUUGGCACAUGGACGCACAUCCGACACAUCAAAGUGACAAACAUCGCGUUCCCCUUCCCCGCCGCCGACCCUCCCCCUGGCACCGUCCACGCGCAAACGGCCUUCCACAUUAUCGCACAUUCGCACUCCCAAUCGUUCAUGCACUCUCAUUCGCAGUCCAGUGUACAACGAAACGCGGCGAUGCAACCUCUCCUCCCAGCCAUGCCGAACCUCGAGAGCGUGUACAUUGGUCAGGCCGCGUUCCUCUCGCCGGCUGCCGUGGCUGCGAUGUUCCUGCGUGCAGGUAUGAUGCCCAAGUUACGCAGUGUGCGGCUCGUAGACGCGUAUAGCGAGAGCAUCUGGGGCGCACGAAUUCGUCGUUCGGACGUAGAGCGUGCUGCACGGAAACUUGUCGGUGCACAGAAAGAUAGAGCAAGGGAUGAAGUUAAUACGGACGACUCGCAACCCAUCAUGCUUGAGGCAGAGGCGGAGUCGGAGGAGGUUUUGGAGAAGGUAAGGGAGGUCGUUUCGUGUGAGAGGAUGACGGAGAGGAUUAUGGGAGGGGACCGCGUGGAGGGUUUGGGAAAUGUAAUUCUUCUGUGAUGGAAAGCAUCAGUGUAUAACACGUACGAUGUACCUGGGCAUGCGUGAGCCAACGAAAGUUUUGAUAGCC
Messenger RNA from Coniophora puteana RWD-64-598 SS2, 1342 nucleotides. RefSeq lists its product as uncharacterized. The transcript has 5 exons. The record is from RefSeq and is a predicted model, not a curated record. Lineage: Eukaryota; Fungi; Basidiomycota; Agaricomycetes; Boletales; Coniophoraceae. Bases 1 to 1272 code for a protein of 423 amino acids.